UGGCCUGUCAGGUGGAACAACUCUUCCCAAAGCAAACUUUGCACGAGGCCAGUCGCCCUGGGCUCUUCCUGACAUUUAAUGCCCGCUCCUUCCCCUGCCUCAUUUGCAUGUUCCCAGCCCAGAAGGUGCCCCCUGCCAGAUUCUCCUCUCCCACCUCUUGGCAGCUGGGUGGGGCCUCCAGACUAGGGGAGGGUGGACCUCUUCCUACCUCCAGACCACUGCUCCCAGCCGGGGACACGACUGUAACUCUGCUGGGGCCAGAUGGACAGAGCCCACCCGGGACCGGAGAAAGGGGCCAUGAGGUCUCUGUGGCACCGCCAGAACUGAGGUGCCCUUCCCGCUCCCUCCAGCUCUGGAUCCAGGAGAGAGGCCUCGGGGUAACUGCCCAGGCUACAGUCCCAGCACCUGCGACUGGUGACAGGGGCGGGGCCCAGGUCCCUCUGCUCUUAGGGCAGCAAGCUGGCCUGAGGGCCACUGGGAUCCAGCUCUUCGUGUCUCCAGUUUCCACAACCUCCCCCCACCCCCGCACCCCAGAGUUCCAGGACAGAAGGGCUGAGGACGGUUCGUUCUGGACUUUCUCAUUUUCUGUAAUGUCGGGAUGCCUUCACUUGGUCCUAAAACCCUGUCUCCAAGCGCAAGGUGGGCUCCCUGGCCCAAGGCUUGGGGCUUAAGGCACAUUUUCUCUGUCAGCCCUGCCAAGAUUUUACAGAUUCAACAGCAGGAGUUUAUGCCUUUCCAUCCAGCCGUUCUGGGCUGGAGGAGGCUGCAGAGACACGGAGAACAGAGACGAGAGUACCUGACGUGGACACACACAGCUCUUGGGGGAGUGUCAGGUCUUCUCGCAUCACCGUCCUGCCUUGUCGCGCCAAACCCCAGAGACACGAUUAUCCUCAUGAGUCCUCAUUUCACCAACAAGGAUACUAAGGCCCAGAGGAUGGACCAGGGUGCCCAGGCAGAGCCAGCCGCGGCCGCCGGCCCGAGCAGCAGCGGCAUGGGCAGCGCCAGCCCGUGCCUGAGCAGCGUGGCCCCCAGCCGCCUCCUGCUGGCCCCCGAUGCUGUGCUGCGGACAGGCCUGGAGAAGGUGGCCGUGGGGGCAGCAGGGCCCGAGAGCCGAGACUGGAGCCCCAGCCCCCCCGCCACGCCCGAGCAGGGCCUGUCCGCCUUCUACCUCUCCUACUUCGACAUGCUGUACCCCGACGAUGGCAGCUGGGCCGCCAAGGGCCCUGGGGCCAGCGCUCGGGACGAGCCGCCUGAGGAGCCCGAGCAGUGCCCGGUCAUCGACAGCCAGGCCCCUGGGGGCGGCCUGGACUUGGCGCCGGGCGGGCUGACCCUGGAGGAGCACUCGCUGGAGCAGGUGCAGUCCAUGGUGGUGGGCGAGGUGCUCAAGGACAUUGAGACGGCCUGCAAGCUGCUCAACAUCACCGCAGACCCCGUGGACUGGAGCCCUGGCAACGUGCAGAAGUGGCUGCUGUGGACGGAGCACCAGUACCGGCUGCCCCCAGUAGGCAAGGCCUUCCAGGAGCUGGGAGGCAAGGAGCUGUGCGCCAUGUCGGAGGAGCAGUUUCGCCAGCGCUCGCCCCUGGGCGGGGAGGUGCUGCACGCCCACCUGGACAUCUGGAAAUCAGCGGCCUGGAUGAAAGAGAGGACCUCCCCGGGGGCCAUUCACUACUGCGCGUCCGCGGGCGAGGAGAGCUGGACUGACAGCGAGGUGGACUCGUCCUGCUCCGGGCAGCCCAUCCACCUGUGGCAGUUCCUCAGAGAACUGCUGCUCAAGCCGCACAGCUACGGCCGCUUCAUCCGCUGGCUCAACAAGGAGAAGGGCCCCACUUGCACGGCUGGCUCUCUCCGGGCCCUCCUGCUGCCCCCAGGCAUCUUCAAAAUUGAAGACUCGGCCCAGGUGGCCCGGCUCUGGGGCAUCCGCAAGAACCGUCCAGCCAUGAACUACGACAAGCUGAGCCGCUCCAUCCGCCAGUAUUACAAGAAGGGCAUUAUCCGGAAGCCCGACAUUUCCCAGCGCCUUGUCUACCAGUUUGUGCACCCCAUCUGAGGGCUGCGGGCCAGACCCUAGGCCCAAAACCUCCCUCCUGCCUGCUCCUGAGCAGAGGGAGAGGGCCGUCCGCUGGCAUUCAGAGUCUGGGGCCAGGGAGGGGACGGCCCGCUGCUCCCAGGGGCCUCUCUGGGGCCUGAGGUGGGGGUGCUUCCUCCUCAGGCCUGACUGCGCAUGUGCCCAUGGAGGGGGCCAGGGCUGGACAGGGAAGGCCUUCCCUCCACCCCAGCCUCUGACCCCAGGAUUUCCAGAGCAGAGCCGACAGAAAUGGCAGUGACUUGGCCAAGGCCACUAAAAGUCCGUCCAGUGCUCUCUGUCACCCAUCCUACACCGUGCCUGGCAUGGUGUUAGGAGACGUCUGCACCCCUGAACUGGGGAGCCAGGAGUUCCCUUGGGAAUGGAUAAUAAAGGUACCAGAGAACUGAUACA
Molecule: messenger RNA, 2476 nt
Organism: Equus caballus (horse)
Lineage: Eukaryota; Metazoa; Chordata; Mammalia; Perissodactyla; Equidae
Source: RefSeq, a predicted model, not a curated record